GCUAGGUGAGUAGUACUCCCUCUCUCACUCUCUUUUAACCGCCCGUCUACUGACACGCACGCCCCUCCUAUUGAUAGAAUGAGCGAAAUCGAAUGAAUCUCCCGCUGAAAGACGGUCAGAUUCACGAUAUUUCAAGGUCUAUUCAAGUAUGGAUGGGGAUAUGUUCAACCAAUUCGGAGAAGAGAUAGACCGUAAGAUCCCAGGUGGGGUUAGAGCGGAGGCUCUAAGGAGGAGAGCGGCAGGAGGGCCACCAGCACCUCCGGCAGUAUUCCGGCUGUGGCAAGAGAAGGAGGGUCCUCCAAUAACAGUGGAAGAGAUUGAAGAAGAUGAAGGAGGGCAUCUGCAGACGGCGAGUGAACAGGUGAAGGAAGARCCUGUGGUUAGGGAGGUGGAAGACGAGGAGGAAGCUGAGGACAGCUCGUCGAUCAUGGACCUCGUCGCCAAGAURGAGGACUUGUGGGGGAAGAUGGGAAGGCCAGAACGCCAGAGCUACCCCAAUGUAGCUUCGGUGGGGUCGGGCGCACGGCCAGGGGGAUUGAUAAGGCCUCCUAUGGCACAAAGGAGGGUGGUGCCCGCAGCCCGAACGAGGAGUCAAGAGAAAGCUGGCCCAAGUCAGGAACCUCCAAAAAAGGAGCCAGAACAAGAAAGGAGGAAAGAGGAUGUGGAGGUGGAGGAUGACAGUGAGGAUGAGGAGCAGGACAAGAGGCUCUGCCGUGAGGAGGAUGAGAGGGYGGAGCAACGGGCCAAGAAGAGAGGGGUUAGAGAGGACCCUGAGCCAGCCUUGCGCGAUACGGCGCGGAAGAAAAAGAAGUACGCGGUUCGAUUGGAAGAAGGUUUUGAUGUUGAAAGUGUGAUCGACCGUCCGCUGGAGGACCACAAUGAUUUGUUGACCCUAAAAKAAAUUUUAGCCUCUGCAUCCCGGCUCCGUGACAGUCUGAAGGGGAGAUUAUCGAGGCGAUUGAUACCUAGCGUAUUUCUGGGUACUAUAUUGCCAAAAGAGAUGGAAUGGGCAGAGCCAGGCACAAAAAUGGACUGGAAGUAUGUAGCCUGUGGAAGGAUACCACUGGUAGUGAAAGGCACCAAGGCCUCCGCGAUGGUAGAUACAGGCGCRGAGAUGAACAUUAUUCGUGAGGAAGAUGCCAUUAGAUUUGGUCUGGAUAUAGACYGAUCUGAUUGCGGCAUCUUACAUGGUGCCAAUUGCAAGGCAACGUUUUGCGGCACAGUUUCGAACGUGCUGUUAGAAAUUGGGAAGGUAAAGUCCAGGGCGUGCUUUUUCGUUAUGGCCGAUGUGGAUCAUGGCCUUCUCCUAGGGAGGUCUUUCUUAAGCCGGAYAGAGACCCUGAUGUUUAACAAACAUGACGGUACUCUGAUCCUGCUGAUGUGCGAUCCAGCCURUGGUAAUUACGAGGUGAUUACCUGCAUUAACACGGGGCCGCGCAACAUAAGAAACAGACUCAGUCCCGGUUCCUUCACAGUUAAGGAAAUGGAAGAGGAGCGGCGAAGGAUCCAUAUGGAGGUGGAAGCAGAAGAGAAAGGAGAGGCGUUCGCUCUCAGUUUGGCGGACGUGGAUAAGGCGACGGAUUUGGUGGCAACCCACGAAAUGGCGGAUCCUAAUGCCAUCCAAGCUCUGAGAGAGCAAGUUUUGGAAUGUCCCCAGGUGAACCCGGUCGACCAAGGGGAGCUGCCAGAAAGCUACGAUGAUGAGUUUGAGGAAGGGGAGAUAAAGGAGGCUUUCCGUGCAGAGGAGUAUGAUGGGAUCUACCUAGAGCUAGGGCUCCUUCUAUCUUGUGAGGUGAGAAACAGACGCCAACGAACGUGCGCAAAGGAUGAGACAUCUCUACUUGAUCUGGCUGGCAAGAAGUUAAAGGAGUCAAGCCAGGGGGUACGAUUGGAGACAGCUGAGGAGGAGAUCCGGGAGCUCAAGGCAUUGGUAGCCAAGCAGGCCGUCAUUAUCGAGGACCUGAGGCAGCGAUGUGAGGGGCUAGAGGCACCUGCCAGUACCAGGGAUCAGGCAGGGUGCAGUCAUCAUGAUGUCCAAGAUGAGACAGCACAGGGUCCACUUGAGAGGCCGACAGUGGAUGAGCCUUCCCAAGAGCCAGCCAUGGGGAGAGUUAUGUUAGAGCCAGAGGAAGCAAGAGCAAGGAGGGAGGCAGAGAGAGAGGCCUUCGAGUUUAGGACUCCUACUGAACUUGCCACUCAGCCUGAGAUCUCUUCUAAUCCAGUGUUGAGAUCCUCAGUACCUCAUGUAGGGGACAGGCCACGGGCUGCCAUUAGUACGCAGACCUUGGGGUCAGAUGAUGGAUCGAUGAGCUUGCUCCUUGAGGUAGUCGACACUAUGGAGAGUGUGGGAGGCUUAUUCUCACCAGAACCGGGAUUGGAGGAGCCUCGAGAGGAUGGCUUGGAUGUCAUGAUGGGGCGCGACUUUGAGAGCAGGCCUCAGAGAUUAGAUACGCCUGAGUAUAGGCCAGACAGGAUUGAGGUUCAGUCAGAACCUAGUACUCAGGAGUUGGAGGCAGAGCCAGAGGGAUCAUUUGGGAGGCCGCAGAGCCAUGAGUUGAGCAGGGAGGCCAGUAAGGCACCUUCGUCGCCAGGGUCGCAGAGAGGAAAGAAGAGAUCCAGGAAGAGACGUGAUACCUCCUGUUUCUUCUGCCAAAAGGAGGGACAUAGAGCCUUGCAGUGUCCUAAGUUCCUAAAGGACAAGGCUCAAGGAAACGUUACAGAGAGGGAUGGACGGUUCUAUGAUAGGCAGGGCCGACUUGAGGAGAGAUCUGCAGAUGGGGGUAGAGCUCAGUUGUAUAGGCAGAAUCAGGAGGAGAUUAGUGAGUAGAGUCUGGUCUGCAUAUACAUUAAAUAGAGUGUAGCUUGUUGGAUUUGACUUUAGUCAUGUACAUAUUCAGUUUUGAUU
Chara braunii is the source of this 2905-nucleotide messenger RNA. The record is from the annotation of a GenBank genome assembly. Lineage: Eukaryota; Viridiplantae; Streptophyta; Charophyceae; Charales; Characeae.